Blepharisma stoltei is the source of this 627-nucleotide messenger RNA. Lineage: Eukaryota; Ciliophora; Heterotrichea; Heterotrichida; Blepharismidae. The record is from the annotation of a GenBank genome assembly.
AUGUCUCAAAUAAGGCUUCACUAUUUCGAUGUCUUCGGUAGAGGAGAAACCUCAAGAAUUAUUCUGAAAUAUUUAGGUCUUGAAUUCGAGGACGUAAGAUAUACUCAUGAGACUUGGAAUGAAACCAAAACUUCAGGUAUUGCAGAAUUCUUCCAAUUGCCUUUACUUCAAAUUGAUGGCCACAAUUUAGUUCAAUCCAGAGCUAUUGAAAAGUACUUACUCAGAAGAGCUGGACUUAUUUCAAACGAUCUUCUUGCUAACUAUCAAUCAGAGUCUCUUGUUGGGUACAUCGAUGAUAUCGUCAAUAUCAUCAUCAAAUUCAUGAUUAUUGAUAAAGAUAUGGAAGGACUUUUGAAAUGGGUACAAGAGCAGCUUCCAGAGAGGCUUAAAAUUAUCGAAAAAAGACUAAAUGAAAGCAACACACACUUUGUUGGUGAUUCGAUAAGCCAUGCAGAUUUUGUCGUUUUCGAAUUCAUUUAUGACGGAUAUUUAAGACCUCAAAGGGUUGCCACAGCAAGACCUCUUCUUGAAGCCCAUUCUCCUAGGCUUAUUCAAUUUGCAGAGAAUUUUAAAAGUCACCCUAGCUUGGCAGCCUAUCUUGCAACAAGAGAAGAGAGGGAUCAUUAA